Molecule: messenger RNA, 1603 nt
Organism: Tarenaya hassleriana
Lineage: Eukaryota; Viridiplantae; Streptophyta; Magnoliopsida; Brassicales; Cleomaceae
Product: polynucleotide 5'-hydroxyl-kinase NOL9-like
Exons: 10
Coding region: 369-1472 (367 amino acids)
Biological process (GO): cleavage in ITS2 between 5.8S rRNA and LSU-rRNA of tricistronic rRNA transcript (SSU-rRNA, 5.8S rRNA, LSU-rRNA)
Cellular component (GO): nucleus
Molecular function (GO): polynucleotide 5'-hydroxyl-kinase activity
Source: RefSeq, a predicted model, not a curated record
GUAUGAUGCAUUAUGCAACAUAUGACUUGGUCGAUUUUUUCAGUUUUCAGUAUCUAUGACUGAAAGGUUCCCCGUCAGUGAAAAUCAAUGCCAUAUAUAUGUAUCCUCGAACUUUCAGGAGCGUAAAGGGCGGGCCCAAUUUAAUCUUUAUGGGCCUUGUUCGGACCAAAUAUAUUUAACCCAUUUUGGGAACAAUUCAAUUAAGGAUAGUGUUUAAACUUUAAUCGGGUCGGAUUAAACCCGACCCAUUAAAAACCCUCUCUCUCUCAGAAGCCGUUGCCGGAGAAGGAACCCUAAUUGUCGUUUUCGACACGGUUCCUCCUAAUCACCAGACUGUUUCUUCUUCAUCUCUCCAAAAGACGGCUGCAAUGUCGGAAACAGAGAGGAAAUUGCCUUAUGUACCAGAUGAGUGGUCUGAGGCUGCGAAUUCGGUUGCCUGCAGUUUCAUCACGCCUGUAGCUCUGGUCUGUGGCCCAAAAAAUAGCGGCAAAAGCACCUUUUCCCGCUUCCUUGUUGAAGUUCUUCUACAGAGGUACAAACAAGUAGUGUAUCUGGACACCGAUGUUGGCCAGCCUGAAUUCACAGCCCCUGGUUUUAUUUCUCUCACGUUAUUGGAUAAAUCAAUUCUAGACUCAGAUUUGUCCAUUCCAUGUGUAAAGACACCUGAGAGGUGUUUUUUCUUCGGUGAUGUUUCUUCUAAGAGGGAUCCGAAAACAUAUCUAAGGUAUAUAUUUACCCUAUAUGAUUACUACCAGUUACACUUCUCCCAGUCUAACGAGAGCAAAACUGGUCUGCCGCUCGUCGUUAAUACACCAGGGUGGGUAAAAGGUAUAGGAUAUGAUAUGUUGGUGGAUGUGCUGGGGUAUGUCUCUCCCACCCAUGUUGUGAAGAUCAAUAUUUCUGCCGAGCCCAAGAACCUCCCAGCUGGGUUGUUCUGGUUAGACCGUAACCAUGAGGAGACUGUUAAUCUUAUAGAGAUUCAAUCAGCUUACCGAGACAGUCUCAGUAGAUCUGUUUUAAUACAAAAGGAUACCCGUCUCAUGCGGGAUGUACGGAUAGUCGCUUACUUCAGACAGUGCAUCAGAGAUAAGGAAGUCAGCACAGUCAAAGAACUCGCCCAUGAACUCGCUUCACAUACCCCAUAUGAAGUCCCAAUAUCAAUCAUGAAAAUCGAGCAUCUUCAUUUUCAGAUUCCAAGCUCUGAAGUCUUGUAUAGUCUGAACGCAACUAUUGUCGGCCUGGGCGUUAGUUCUGAUGUGUUUGAAGAUUUGCCUUCGUGUGUGGGUCUUGGGAUGGUUAGAGGUAUCGACAUGGAGAAAGGCGUGUUGUACAUCAUCAGUCCCAUUGCCGGACACAUUCUUCAGAAAGUUGAUAUUCUCCUGCAGGGUUUGAUUCAGAUACCCACUUGCUUAUUAGAGGUGAGAGAAUACAGAUCUCCCUACAUUUCUACCAAUGUUUUGGCCACAAGCUGAAGUAUGGAUUUCUUUUUGGGAAGAAUCUUGGCAAAAUAAAAAUGGUUUUUGGUAUAUAAUUAUGUAGACAAUUAUGGUUAAAAAAAAAGAAUAGUAAUAAAACGAUUGCCCUAUAUUUUUUUUUUUGAUAA